Molecule: messenger RNA, 1345 nt
Organism: Humulus lupulus (European hop)
Lineage: Eukaryota; Viridiplantae; Streptophyta; Magnoliopsida; Rosales; Cannabaceae
Exons: 3
Coding region: 655-1230 (191 amino acids)
Source: RefSeq, a predicted model, not a curated record
ACUUAGUAUGGAAGAGUUAUUUCUUAAUCGCAUAUUAAACUCUGUGGAAAGCCUACGGAAUGAGUAUCGGGAGGUGAAGGAUAGUGUACGGAUUAUAAUGGGUGAUUUGCAGACAUUAAUUGAUCUUAGGAAACGUAGAGAUGAUGAGCGAAGAAUGUAUGGAUGUGAAAUGGUUACAAGAUUUGGCAGCAAUUGUGAUGAUGCGAAACUCGUGAACCAAAUGAUUUAUGAUGAAGGGAAAGGGGUUGAUUUGGAUAUCCAGCGAGUUCGUUUCGUCGAAGGGGGUAAUAAGUAUGAAACUAAGGUUGGAGAUAUCCAUGGUGGUGAAGUACCGAAGCGUAAAAGUCAAUCCGGGGAGUUGAAUCACCCCACUUCUUCCUUUGGUUUGAGUGGUAUUAAAUUUGGUUCUGUAAGUUCUACUAAUUUAUGUAAGAAAAAUGAAAAGGUUAUACAUAAGACGGAGGGUAGUUGUGGGGGAAUGAAGAGGGGAAAAUUUGACGAUAAAGUUUUUAAGAUGUCAUCCCAAUUUGGAGAAACUCUACUGCAGCGUGAGAUGUCGAUGAAAGUAAGUAAUUUGAAUUUGAAUGUUCUUAUAUUUCUGUUGUAUAUACAAAAGCAUUAUUUUGAAGACAUAUUUAUAUUUGAUUGUGGAUAAUGCAGAAGGCUAGAGUAGGUACGAUAAACCCGAUGACAUUAUUUACAGACGUUAAGGGAACAAGCCAUCGUCGGGCAGGUGCAUUAGGUGGUAGUUCCCAUAUUGGAAAGGUAACGAUGAUAUUAAAUUUUUUAUUUAAUUGUUCAAUAUUAUUGUCUUUAGUACCGAAUAUUAUGUAUAUGCAGGGUGAGAGUAGUUCUCAGUCAUUGCCACUUAGCUCUGCACUAUUAAAGGGUGAUGUUCAGAUGAAAAUGAUUGGUCUGUUUAAUGCAAGUGCCCCGAUACUUGACGAUCCUGAUAUUGCGUCACUGGUUGAAUUUAUUUUUGACCCAGUUGUACCUGAUGAAAUAUUGGUGGAGACGGAUUUUAAUUUCCUCAAUAGAGAUUUGAUUAGAAGCUUGGGUCCGGGUAAGAAGGUGAUGGGUGAGGUGUUGAAUGUUGUUUGCGAGGUGAACACACGUGCAGCUCUGCUAGUGUCAGCAGAAGACGGAAGAGCUUGGUAUUUGAAUACAAGAUUGACAGUAGGUUGGUCUAUUCAUUGGUUAGUUUGGUUGUUUGGGCCCGAUAAAUACUAAAUUCGACUAUAUCACAACACAGGUAGCUGGAAUUAGCAUUGAUAGUUUAUUCCCAGACAAUGGUCGUGAUGAUUCUGCGCGGAAGUUUUACUUUGGUGAUUUGAAGAAAUGCCAG